Messenger RNA from Penicillium odoratum, 453 nucleotides. RefSeq lists its product as uncharacterized. Gene Ontology annotation, cellular component: membrane. Gene Ontology annotation, molecular function: transmembrane transporter activity. The transcript has 2 exons. Lineage: Eukaryota; Fungi; Ascomycota; Eurotiomycetes; Eurotiales; Aspergillaceae. Bases 1 to 453 code for a protein of 150 amino acids. The record is from RefSeq and is a predicted model, not a curated record.
AUGAUGACCCUACCCGACUACCCAGAAACUACAAAGUGGCUCGUCGACGACAAAUGCAUAUUAGCCAUUUCUCGGCUAGCAGAAGAGGGAAAUGAGAAAGACCAUGAUGAAGCGAACAGCGAUUUUGAGAGCCUUAAAAUUGCGUGCCCAGAUCCAGUCCCCUACAUUAUCUGGCUAAUGCAACUGGGACUGACCACUUGCGCCCGCUUUAUCAACUUCUUCCCCACCAUCGUCGAGGCACUGGGUCACGGCACUACAGAGACACUCCUGCUCUCCGCACUAGCGUACAUGUUCGCUGAAAUCCUGAGUCUUAUCAACUCGCUUCAUAGUGAUCAGCGCCGUGACACUGAAUGUCACAGCGCGGUAUAUCUCUACUUUCAUGAUGUCGAUCUAUGCGUCGUUUGGGUGCAUUCUCUCCUGGGUAUCUACUUCAUUAUCGCGUCCUCGCUCUAA